This is a messenger RNA of Aricia agestis (brown argus), 2619 nucleotides long. Its product is annotated as MKRN2 opposite strand protein. The record is from RefSeq and is a predicted model, not a curated record. Lineage: Eukaryota; Metazoa; Arthropoda; Insecta; Lepidoptera; Lycaenidae. The transcript is spliced from 4 exons. Bases 187 to 831 code for a protein of 214 amino acids.
AUUUCCAAUUUACGAAUUUCUAAAUGGAUGUGAAAUUGGUAUCGGAAAUGAGCUAACAAAGAUUUCUCUAAUAGUGUUUAAAGUAGUGUAAUUAACAUAGUUAAAUAGCAAUCGUUAAGGAGUUCAAAUAAUAUAUGCUAGUAAAUGUUAUAGCUAAAAAUUAACUGUAUUUUUGAAAAAGUAACAAUGGAUCCGGGUAUUCUUUGUUUCCACCAUUGUGAUCACAAAGUAUUCUGUACAAUUAUCCCAGAACAAUGCCCCGUUUGCCAACAGAAACUAGAUAGAUACGACUACAAUCUCUUGCCAUUUCGAGUUCCAUAUCCGUUCGUUAAGGCCUCGCAGCAUCCUCGAGCGAUAGUAAUGAAGCCAACCCAUGGAGACUUUCUUAAUGACUAUUACAAUUCUAAAGAUUUACACAUAGGAGUCACCAACUCCCAAGGAUGUGUAAUAGAGUUCAGUGAACAGGGAAUAAGUGGAAUAGAUCCCGCUACUAAGAAAUGGAGUGGAGGAGACACAAGUAUACACUGGGACCAAUGCCUUUUGUUAGAGCAGUUUGAUGAACUUUGGAAUGAAAUAUGGGAUGGAGUUCUCUUAAAGGUCAGCCAAAGCCCUCUAUGGGAGCCGGAGAGAUACAAUGAGGAGAGACACAACUGCUUCACUUUUGUUCUCACAUUUUUAAGGGCCCUUGACUGCGGGGAACUGUCAGAAAAAGCCCACGAUCCCAAACUAUUUUGUAAGCAAUAUGUAGUUCCCAGAACUUCAGCAGCAGGGAAAUAUAUUUCUCUCUAUAGGCAGCUUAAAAGACAGAGCUAUUUUAUUCAAAAGCAAUGAUUCGUAAGGUCUCCUAUUUAUUUAUUCAGUAUUAGCUGUGAUGGUCGUAAUUUAUGUUGUUUGAUUUGGCUGCAUUUAACAAGACCAAAAGAAAUUACUUCAAAAGAUAAAAUUAAUGUUUUUGAAGUUUAGACUUAAUAAGAACAGACUUUUCUUGAAAAGUUUCUUUACUUAGUAUCCGACUAUAUUAGUAUUUUAUUGCAUAAUAUUAAUUUCAUAUUAAGUAAAAACAAAGACUAUAAAAGCAUGAAGUGAAUUGCAAUUAUGUGGACAUUUCACAAUUUAUAUUUGUCUUCCGACAUUGUUAGAGUUUUGAUAACACUGAGGUUUUGCCACUUUUAUACCAAUUUACAACAUUGUAGUUUCUAGGUAAAUACAAUAAUUGCACUAAGCACAUAUUAAAGUAAGUAAAUUAAAAUUUUUAAGUAUAAUUAUCUAUUUGUCGCAAUAUUUAUGUUGAGUUAUUUAUUUAUUCAUUACAAGAAUAAAAUUCAAAUUUAGCUUCUAGGUAUCAAACUAUCAAAUAAUAAUUUGAGAAGAGGUUAUCAUUAUUAUCUGUGAUGUAUGAAAUUAUCAAUAUGAUUUUGUUUUGAAAUGUGAGUAACAUAAGUCAAGAUUCAAAUUACUUUUAUUUUAACUUAUAGUACUUAACAGAAUAAAAUGGAGAUAGCUCAAACUGAAUAAAAUGUGAUUGCAGAGAUUUGUUAAACAAAAAGUAUGAAAGUAAGUUAUUAUAGUACUGACUACUGACACUAUAUUAUAAUAAAGAUUCAUUCAUAUCGCAACGUCGCGAGAUGCUGUAAUACAUUUUUGAAUGAGCUAUUCGACUUAUUCCCAGGAAAACCGAUGGACCGGAAAGUUAAUGUGAUGUGUUAUUUUGUCUAAUAAAUAAAAUUAAGUUUUGAAGUUUCAUUUAAAAAUGCAUUGCCGUGCAUCAACAUUCAACGCGUUACACUACAAUGUAAAAUGACCCUUACACGGCAAGGCGUAGUUUAGAUGUUAGCAAAACUCUGUAUUUACGUUUUCAUUCACUGUGAAGAAAUUUUUCCGGCCUUUUAAAAUAUUAUGUUCUGCUUUAUGAUGGUUUUAUAAACUUUUGGCCUAAAUCUUUAAUUGAACUGUAUAAAAAUUGUAACUGAUAACUGCCAGUAGAUGUAGAUAUUUAAUUUUAAGAUAUUGAGUCAUGAGUGUUUCCAAGUAGAUGUGUAUCCUAUUGUUCGUUGCAUGCAACAAUGGACAUUUUGUAUGAAUAAGGUUUCUCACAAAUCACAAUUUUAAACAUAAGACAAUAGGAGAUACUUUUGUUCAUGUCUUGUGUUGUGUGUUUAUCCUUAAAUAAUUUUGUAUUUCCAAAUAAUUCCAAUCCUUUAAAUAUAGAUUUACAGUAAAGAUUGAUUGUCAUUCUAGAAUCUCGUUUCUUUCUAAAAAACGAAGUUUGUUGAGGAGCUCUAUAAAUGAUAAAGUCUACUGUACAAUAUAUUCUAUAUUAUAACCACAUUCUUUUUUGAAGUAGGAUAAAAGCAAUACAAACUAACGUAAGAAUUCUAUCAAAUUGGUCGUACUUGUUUUAUAUUAUUGUUCUUAUAUUGCCUGUAGUGUUAGAAAAAUUGCUCAAUUCUGAACCUUUUGACAAUGUCUCAUUAUAACUAAGUCUUACAAACUUGCCAAUAGGAAUUUGAUAAGGAAUUUAUAUUUGUCCAUUUCUAUACGGUACUGAUCUGUCGCUAUACUCUUGAGUCUUGACUAGAUAAAUUUUAGGUGCUACAGUAAGAAUAAACGAAUUUCUUA